UAUAUCUCUCUCUGUUUGUGUGGAUUUUAUACAAUUUGAUGACAUAUGGUUAACCAGCAGAGUCUUGCAGUUCAUGUAACUACAGUUGGCUUAUAUCAUAGAGAAAAAGAGCUCAGCCAAAGUCAAGGCCAAAAUCAUCUUCAUAAUUUGCAGCCAUGGAUAUUGCAGUUGCAAAACGAAGGAGCAGUUUUUCUGGCAAAUUUUUUGCAGCUGCUGUCCUCAUUACCAUCUGCUUUGUCAUGUUCAAGCAGUCGCUUAAUUCUAGCAGCCACAACAUGUUUUCUUACCAUGAAGCCGGCGUGACGCAUGUCUUGGUUACAGGAGGUGCGGGCUACAUAGGUUCUCAUGCUGCACUUAGGCUUUUGAAGGAUUCAUAUCGUGUAACCAUUUUGGACAAUCUCUCCCGAGGAAAUAUAGGUGCUGUUAGGGUUCUUCAGAAGUUAUUUCCAGAACCCGGGAGACUUCAGUUUAUUUACGCAGACCUGGGAGAUGCCAAAGCUGUCAACAAAAUCUUUUCAGAGAAUGCAUUUGAUGCUGUCAUGCAUUUUGCAGCUGUUGCCUAUGUUGGUGAAAGCACACUUGAGCCUCUUAGAUAUUAUCACAACAUCACAUCAAACACCCUGUUGGUUUUGGAGGCAAUGGCAGCACACAAUGUGAAGACAUUGAUCUAUUCUAGUACUUGUGCCACAUAUGGAGAACCUGAGAAGAUGCCGAUCACCGAAGAAACUACGCAGGUCCCAAUCAAUCCAUAUGGAAAAGCCAAGAAGAUGGCAGAAGACAUCAUACUGGAUUUCUCCAAAAACUCAGACAUGGGGGUCAUGAUCUUACGAUACUUUAAUGUGAUAGGAUCAGACCCUGAGGGAAAACUAGGAGAGGCUCCUCGACCUGAGCUACGUGAGCAGGGCCGAAUAUCUGGUGCUUGUUUUGAUGCGGCUCGAGGGAUUAUUCCUGGACUGAAGGUCAGAGGAACAGACUAUGAGACAGCUGAUGGCACUUGUGUGAGGGACUACAUUGAUGUCACUGACCUGGUUGAUGCUCAUGUAAAAGCUCUUGCCCAUGCACAACCUGGAAAGGUUGGGAUCUACAAUGUCGGCACUGGAAAAGGUAGUUCAGUGAAGGAGUUUGUCGAGGCGUGUAAGAAGGCGACAGGGGUGGACAUAAAGGUUGAAUACCUCAGCCGAAGGCCAGGGGAUUAUGCUAAAGUUUAUAGUGACCCUUCCAAGGUAAGGAAGGAGUUAAAUUGGACAGCCCACUAUACACUUCAAGAGAGCUUACAGAUUGCAUGGAGAUGGCAAAAAUCCCAUCUGAACGGCUAUGGUCUUUCCAAUGCUAUGGGUUGAAAAGAUGCCAGAGAUCUUGUUGUGGAAGUCUGAUGUUGCUCGGUUGAGUUGAACAUGCAUUUCUUUUUACUUGGAACAGGUAGUAAAAUUCCAAUGGGCAUUUAGGAAAAUCUCUGGGUGUUCACUGAGAGAAAGUCCUGCCCUUUUGGUUCAUAGUCUGUGUGCGGUUUUAUUCCUGUACUGUAUUCAAGCCCAGAAAAGAAGAAAGAAAAAAAAAAGAGAGGGUCAGUUAGCUGAUUUAAACAGAGGAAACAUUGAUACUUCACUGUAUAAAAUAGUCAGUUUUGAAUGUUAUCUGCACAUAAGUAUAAAUGUUGAAUGCUAAUAUUUCC
This is a messenger RNA of Prunus avium (sweet cherry), 1672 nucleotides long. RefSeq names its product UDP-arabinose 4-epimerase 1. The record is from RefSeq and is a predicted model, not a curated record. Lineage: Eukaryota; Viridiplantae; Streptophyta; Magnoliopsida; Rosales; Rosaceae. Gene Ontology annotation, biological process: galactose metabolic process. Gene Ontology annotation, molecular function: UDP-glucose 4-epimerase activity.